UGAAAGGAGCUCCUCCGAUAUUAUCGAAGAGUAGUAGCUCCUGCUUCCGUUGAUCUCUCAGAAACUACAAAAAUUCCCGUCUAUUCCUCUUUCCUUCAAAUUCCCCCCUUUUCUCUUCGAAAAUUUCUCAAAUUAUCAAAGAAUAAGGGCGAAGAAUCAUCAUCAUGGCGGUGGUUCUCUCGAAUUCCUUAAUCUCUGCUGCCGAUCUCCAGCUCCGGCCCAUUUAUGGUUGCCCCUUGAAGCCAUUAAAACAGCAGGCUCUUGUAACUAUCGGCUCAAGUAACUUGUCAUCGCUGCGAAUAAUUCACCCGAAAAGAUUCACUGAGAACCACAAGAGAGGGCUUUCAGUUCGAGCUAGCUUCAGUGAUGGCAGAAGGCCAAACAACACCAAUAUCUUCAUUGGGGGAGUCGUCUUGGGAGGAUUAAUAGUGGGGGCACUUGGUUGGCUUUAUGCACCUCAGAUCACUAGAGCAUUGGCUGGGACUGAUAAGAAGGAUUUGAUGAGGAAGCUGCCGAAAUUUAUAUAUGAUGAGGAAAAAGCUUUGGAGAGAACCCGCAAGAUACUGACGGAGAAAAUCGCACAACUCAACUCUGCCAUCGAUGAUGUCUCGUCUCAGCUUAGAGCUGAGGAUGAUCCGAAUGGUGCAGCAGUAGCAUCUGAUGAAGUUGAAGCUGCAACUUGAGCUCUCUUUUGUUGAAAAUAAGUUUUGGAACUUUAUUUGUUGAACUAAUGUUUUUACAGAAGCAAGUAUAUUGUUAGAGAUUUUCAUAGUGAACUUAUAGAUAUUUGUCAUCACUGUUUGUACUUUUGAAAUUUCUGCUCUGUAAGGGUUGCCAACAUCUGUUAUAGAAUGUGACGACGAGGAUGACGACGACGACAACAACAGCAGCAGCAAAGCCAUUAUCCAAUUUGUUAUAGAAUGUGACGGUGCAAUGAAUAUUGAUAUCCUUCAACUUUCGAAUCCAGUCUUGUUGCAUUUGUUGA
Asparagus officinalis (garden asparagus) is the source of this 985-nucleotide messenger RNA. RefSeq lists its product as uncharacterized. Gene Ontology annotation, cellular component: chloroplast thylakoid membrane; chloroplast inner membrane. The transcript is spliced from 5 exons. Bases 165 to 683 code for a protein of 172 amino acids. NCBI's taxonomy places the organism in Eukaryota, Viridiplantae, Streptophyta, Magnoliopsida, Asparagales, Asparagaceae. The record is from RefSeq and is a predicted model, not a curated record.